AUGCUCCCUUCCGUCGCCUUGGCUCUCGUUACAAGAUUGUCUCCGCUGCCGUACCCAACCAGGUCCAACUAUCACGUCAAGGGAAUACAGCCUGACUUCUGGCCUAACAAGGAUGAACUUUCCGGCAACAACGCUGGUGGUGUGUCGAUGAACCUGCUCUGGUUGUCAUGGGAGCCGAGUAUCAAGUCUACCCCUUGCGCCGCCAACGAGCAAGAAUACGACAGUCGCUGCUUCACUAUUCCGACCCAGGUGGACUCGACCAUCAAAGACUGGACCGAUCGUGGACUCGUCGUGACCGCUAUACUCUACGGCACUCCGGAAUGGGCACGCCAGGGCCGUCCCUGCUCACCAGCGGCGCCGGGAAUGGACAUCUUCUGCGUGCCCAACAAUCCCGACGACUUUGGACGCUUCGCCGGCAUGCUGGCCCAGCGCUACGACGGACUUCACGGGCAUGGGCGUAUUGCCGACUUUGUCAUCAACAACGAAGUCAACAGCAACGACUGGUUCAAUAUUGGCUGCGGCCGGGGCGUACCAUGUGACACGAAUCAAUGGCUCGACCAGAUCGGGUCCAACUACAACGCCGCCUACGACCGCAUCGUCGUCGAGCAGCCGACUGCCAAGGUUCUGACCUCGUUGGACAACUUCUUUGGCAAGGAACUCGACGACGCGGCUCACGGCCGUCUGUCCGGCAUGACAGUACUUGACGGCUUAGCCGCCCGAGCUGGGAACCGCCAAUGGCGGGUUGCCUAUCACGCCUACCCCCCGAACCUAUUCAGUCCCGUCUUUUCCGCAGAUGAUUAUCCCAAGGUCUCUUUCGGUAACAUCGGCAUCCUGCUGGGUUGGUUGAGGCAAAGAUACCCAAGCAACCCGCAUGCCUGGACCGUCCAGCUCACCGAGAACGGAAUCAACUCUGGCGACCAGUCCAGCGAGGCGGCCCAGGACACUUCGGUGUGCCAGACAUUCCGCAACGUGCUCGGCACACCUGGCAUUGAAAGUUAUAUAUAUCACCGCAUGCAGGACAAUGCCAACGAGGGCGGCCUCAAGCUCGGUCUCCGCAAGGCCGACGGCUCGGCCAAGUCCGCGUGGGCAACCUGGGCGCUUGCGAACCGCAACGACAUCUCCCCUGCCCGGCUCGCCUGCGGCUUCGAGGACCUGCCCCAUACCGUGCUGCGCAGAGGCUACAACCCCAAACGGGGCCACGUCGCCUCCUCGAGGAUGCUGCCCCCCGGAUUCACCUCCGAGUCGACUUGGCGUCUGUUCCGUGAUGAGCAGCCGGACACGGUCAUGCUUUACGAGUGUAAGGUGGGCGGUCACUCCCUCCUGACACAGCAAUCUGGAUGCGAGGGCCAGUUUCCCCUGGGACCCGUCGGCUACAUCUACACCAGACAGAAACCGGGAUCCGUCCCUCUCUACCGUUGCAGAGUCCCGGCCAACGGCGACCACUUCGUAUCGUCCCGAGCUGACUGCGAGGGACCUUAUGUCAGAGAGAUGGUGCUCGGCUAUGCGAUCCAGUGA
Hirsutella rhossiliensis is the source of this 1515-nucleotide messenger RNA. RefSeq names its product subtilisin-like serine protease. Lineage: Eukaryota; Fungi; Ascomycota; Sordariomycetes; Hypocreales; Ophiocordycipitaceae. The transcript has a single exon. Bases 1 to 1515 code for a protein of 504 amino acids. The record is from RefSeq and is a predicted model, not a curated record.